Messenger RNA from Vollenhovia emeryi, 3474 nucleotides. Its product is annotated as myb-like protein D. The transcript has 2 exons. The record is from RefSeq and is a predicted model, not a curated record. NCBI's taxonomy places the organism in Eukaryota, Metazoa, Arthropoda, Insecta, Hymenoptera, Formicidae. The coding region runs from base 273 to 1868 and encodes 531 amino acids.
CUGUUUAUCAAUUUAUCUGUUCAUCUAUCGAUCUCUCUCUCUCCCUGUGUUAAGGUUCUAUUGUCAAAAACAAGACAGAAUAUUUUUAUAUUUCUUGAACUAUAUUUUUUUAAAUCAAAUUUAUUCUAUUAUUUUGUUUCUUUUAAGCCAAAUAAUUUAUCUUUUCCGUACCUUUUCUAGGUUAUACGAUUAAAUUUGCUAUCUGUAUACUUCUAAUCGCUCAUACUUAAUCACUAUUUACAUAUCUUCUAAAUAUCUUUUAAAUAUUUUAUAUGUGUGUCAGAUAUUUCGCUUUAUAUUGUCAGUUUGCAUUUAUGACACUCUCAAUAUUAUGUACUCAUUUUAGAAGAGUGCUCGACGUAAUUGAUAUAUUUUGUUUUUCAGAUAUUUUAAUAAGUGAUAUUAAUAAUAUGUGUCGUGUAAUUCCACCAGAUGUAAACCCUAAUGGAGAUAUUCGUACAACAAUAAGCAAUUCUUGUAUUAUAGAACAGCGUAAUAAUCUUGAUAAUUUGAUGAUGUUGGAAAAUACAAAAUUUGAUGAUAAAAUUGAAAGUUCUACAGACUCAGUGAAACUAAAAAAUUCACAAACAUUUACAAAAGAAACUGAUAAUAUCACAAAGAACAACAUGGAUUUCAAUAAUACUGAUAGUGUUAAUAAUGAUAAUAUUUCUUCAAAUAAAAACAAGACUUAUGUUGAUGUUACAUCGAAUUCUACGUUGGCUUUUGUUCCACUUGCAGAAUCUACACUCAAAUUAGCUACUAAUCACAUAACCAAUACUAAUGAUAAUGAGUGUAAUAAUGAUAAUGAGUGCAAUAAUGAGUCUAAUAAUGCUAAUGAGCCCAAUAAUGAUAAUGAGUCUAAUAAUGACAGUGAGCCUAAUAAUGACAAUGAGUCUAGUUUCCAUUUGUCAGAUUGCUCUAUAUCGGAAACGGAUGAAAGUGAAAAUAAUGAGAAUACGACUAAUGUAAAUGUAAACGAAACUAUGAGAAGUUCAUUAAAUCUGACAUCUUCAUUAUGCACAUCUGAAAGAAUUAUAUGUGAUGAUAGAAAUAUGUGUGUUGAUACCUCUCAGGCUUCUAAAUCAAAAUUGAGUUUGUGCCCAUACUGUAAGAAAUUACAGAAACAAUUUGCAAGACAUUUAGAGACAGUACACAAAACUGAAGAGGAUGUAAAGAAGUUUUGUUUCUUACCUAAAGGCAACUCAGAACGAAAAAAGAUUAUUGGUAUAAUCAGACGAACAGGAAAUUUUAUGUACAAUACAGAUCCUACUUUAAAUAAAGGAGAUUUAAUUGUAUGUCGCCGUCCGAAUCGACGUCUGAAAAAACAGGCAACUGAUUUUAUUCCUUGUGCAAAAUGCAAAGGCUUUUUUUCUAAAAAUAAUAUUAGGCAUCAUUUCAAGUCGUGUGCACAGAAUAGAGAGAAUCGUCAAAGAAAUAUAAAAAUAUUGGGACGUACUGUGGCUUGUCGUAUACAUUGUAGUGCAAGUACAACUUUAAGAAGAUUGGUGUUUCCAGUGAUGAGGGAAGACAGUGUAACUCAACUUAUCAGAUAUGAUGAAUUGUUAAUUGCUUAUGGAAAUAAAAUGUGUUUGAAGUAUCGUCUUCAACAUCAGCAUGACAUGAUUAGAUCACGAUUAAGAUUACUUGGACGAUAUCUCGCUGCUAUGAAAGAAAUUGAUGAUACUGUAGAAGAUUUUAGUUCAAUAUAUAAUCCAACAAAAUAUGAUUUCUGCAUUAUGGCUGUAAAUAAUCUUGCAAAAUUUGAUGAAAAAACUUGGACAUAUAAAGUACCUUCUACUGCAUCAUCCUUGGGAACACUCAUAAAACAAGUUGGACAAAUAUUAAGAAGUAUGUAUAUCAAGAAAUAAGAAUUUGACAACCAGGUCGUACUAGAAAACUUUUUAUUUGAAGAAGAUUAUCCUAUCAGCGUAAAUAAAGUUGUGCAGGAAACUCAAGGACGCCGAAUGAGACAAAAAAAUAUAGUUUUACCAUCUAUGGAUGAUAUUAAAAUAUUAAAUACCUAUUUGAAAAAUGAACGCAUGAAUGCUUUUAAAGCAUUACAAAAAGAUGGAUUUUCUAUUCAAGUAUGGCGUACAUUAUCCGAAACAACAUUAGUCUCUACCAUGAUAUUCAACAGAAGACGUGCUGGCGAAUUAGAACGUAUCUUAAUUGAAAAUUUAGAAACUUCCACUACAAUUUCAAAAGAGGAAGCACCAGAUUUAUAUAAAUCUUUAUCCAAAUAUGUACGAAUAACGAUACGUGGAAAAUUAGGAAGAACAGUUCCUGUUUUACUCUGUAACGAUAGCCCGCCUUGCUCUCCCCGGUUCUGGUCUCCGGAUUUCGGACGGGAUUCCGAAAUCCGUUUAUGCUUCGCGGAACUUAAUCAGACGCGCGGUUCUGACUAACCGGUCGGAAGAGCCAGCGUGCUCUCGGUCGGUGUUUGACGUGCUGUGUAUCGGAAAAAAGGGAUCCUCCGUUCCUCCUAUUUGCCGAAUAUGCUCAGCUCCAGGGCCGUCGGGAGGAAAGGAGGACGAGAUCUUAAUUACUCAGUAGAGUCAAUCGCUUGGGAGGAUCGGAAAUAAGUCGGACAGGUGUUUAGAGGUGAAAAUUGAUAUGAACGAGGUUUAUUCAGGAACUAAUACAAGGGAUCUCGUGAUGAUUACAAUGGGUCCGCCCUAGAGUAAAAAUAUAAAGGAAAGAAAAAGGAUUAAUAUUACAACGAGUCCGCCCUGUGGUUAAAUACAGAGGAAAAAACAGGAUAUGAUUAGUCGGAAUCAACUCGGAAUACGGAAAAUAAUGAUUACAAUACGGAUUUCAACAAGUACGGAAAUUAAUGAAUACAAUACAGAUUUUGAUCGGAGUACGGAAAUAAUGAGUACAAUACGGAAUCAAAUCGGAGUACGGAGAUAAUGAGUAUAAUACGGAACUAUAUCGAGGUACGGAAAGUACGGAAUCAGUACGGAAAAGUAAUGAGUACAAUACGGAAUCAAAUCGGAGUACGGAAAUAACUGGUAAUACUGGACACAGUCAGGCAGGAUGACUGCACGGACCCUUCUGGUCUGCAAGGGAAAAAUAAUAAUGGGAUUAAUACUACGGAGCUUACUAUUAGAGCUAAUGAGGAAUAUUCUUUCCCACCCGAAUAUUACCCCCCUGAGUUCUAUACCGGUCAGGAAUCAGGAAAAGGAAUCUGGUCAGGACAGGACCACGCCCGAGCGGCGCCUCGUGAUGCGUGAAUUUUUCAGUAGCGAUUGUACACCGAGGAGCACCCCGUUAGGUGUACGCUACUGCGGAAAGCACUCCGCCCCGCGAAUCACGGCGGUACCCGUGCCUUCGGGGGGAACGGAGUCAGGACGGAAACAGGAGACCGGUGCGGGGAAAUUGUAGCAUGUGUACGCCGAGGAGCACCCCGUUAGGCGUACGCUACUGAGGGACGGGGCCCACAACGGAGUAGAGCCUCCGCUGUGUGCUCCGGUU